Molecule: messenger RNA, 4504 nt
Organism: Mauremys reevesii (Reeves's turtle)
Lineage: Eukaryota; Metazoa; Chordata; Testudines; Geoemydidae
Product: zinc finger protein 239-like
Exons: 2
Coding region: 84-1022 (312 amino acids)
Source: RefSeq, a predicted model, not a curated record
UGUCCCCAGAUCUCCAGGGCUCAGAGGAAAGAGAGAUCCUGAGAGGCAUCUGCACAGCAGGUGCUAGACAGGGGAGUGAGACCAUGGAGCAGAAUCCUCAGCAGGAAAAUGAUGAGGAAGUGGAACCACAUGGUGCAUUAUUGCAAAGAUGCAAACGGAGUGUGUCCAGAAGUUGUGAUCAGGGAAAAGCGGGUGAGAGUCAGCACAUUCCAGAGAGGUGGCAGGGAAACCAGCCAACACAGAAAGAUGGUCAAUCUGUUUAUUAUCAGGGAACUCAUAACGGUCUCAAGGAAACCACGGCCCAGCAGAGAAUCCCCAGGAGAGAGCGAAAGAACACGUGUGUUGAGUGUGGGAAAAAGUUCAGUAGGUGCUCACACCUUAUUAGACAUCAGAGAAUCCACACAGGGGAGCGACCCUAUGAAUGCUGUGAGUGUGGGAAAACCUUUGCUCGGAUCUCAACCCUUAAUAAUCAUCAGAGGAUCCACACAGGGGAGAAACCCUAUGGUUGCUGUAAGUGUGGGAAAACCUUCACUGAGCGCUCAAACCUUAUUCAACAUCAGAGGAUCCACACAGGGGAGAAACCCUAUGAAUGUCAGGAGUGUGGGAAAAGCUUCACGCUCAGCUCUCAUCUGAUUAGACAUCAGAGAAUCCACAAAGGGGACAGACCCCAUGAAUGCUGUAAGUGUGGAAAAACCUUCACUGAGCGCUCAAACCUUGUUCAACAUCAGAGGAUCCACGCAGGGGAGAAACCCUAUGAAUGUUGUGAGUGUGGGAAAACCUUCACGCGGUGCUCAACCCUUAUUAAACAUCAGAGAAUCCACAGAGGGGAACGGCCCUAUGAAUGCUGCCGGUGUGGGAAAACUUUCACUCGGCGCUCACACCUUAUUAGACAUCAGAGGAUCCACACAGGAGAGAGACCCUACGAAUGCUCCAAGUGUGGGAAAUUCUUCCGUCAGAGCUCAGCCCUUAUUUGUCAUCAGAGAAUCUGCAAGGGAGUUAAAGACCAUAAAAACAUUGUCUAGGGCUAAGAAAAGAUUUUGUUUUCCAUUUGCUAAUUCCCACGUACUGAACUUUAAAGAAGCAUUUGUGUCACUGUGGUCUCUCAACUCCCCUACCUGAGUUGUCUGCUUUUCCAGCUCACCUUUCCUUGGGAUGAAUCCCACACUCUUUUUCAUCAACUGCUUUGUGCUAUGUCAUGGAGGUGUGUGUCCCUCCAAUAGGAAUGUCCAUCAGCCCCAGGUGGGGGAACUAGAAGUGACUUCAACUAGGUACAUGGAGGUUAAAUUUACCUGGACCUUGACUCCACUAGGAUUUUCCAUGGAGUUAGCUAGCUUGAGUUCACUAUCCUGAUAUAAAAACUAGGGCUGUGAAGCAAUUAAAAAAAAUUAAUCGCACUUAAUCGUGCAAUUAAAAAAAAAUACGAUUAAUUGCAUUUUUAAUCACACUGUUAAGCAAUAAUAGAAUACCAUUUUAAAAAAUAUUUCGGAUGUUCAGCCAUCAUUCCAGACAAAUCCUGCAACCCCAAGUCAGCUGGCCUGGGCUAGCUACAUAUUUUAAUUGCAAUGUAUACAUAGCCUUAGUGUCAAAAUCACAGCUUUCCUAUCAGGGAAUCAUGCCCCAGUCUCUCCUGUGACAAGUGGGCAUAUCAUGAUACUCAUGUGGUAGGAACUUGCUGCUUCCCCUGCACAGGGACCUAGGAAAACAGCCCGGGCAGCGACUUGGCCAGAUGUGGUUACCAGGAGAUCCAACUAGGUGGGAGUUGUUCUGGGGCUCUGCAGGGGGAGGUUUAGCUGGGAGAAGGGGCAGAUUAAGAGAGUUUGUCACUGAUGUACAGGGGCGUUUGUCAGCGGGAGGCGUAACAGCUUGGGGUGACAGUGGGGUCUGAGCUGAGGCAGCAGCAGCAAGGAGGCAAGGGUCUUGUCACUUGGGAAAAAUGAAACUGCAAAACCUCUCCCUGUGCUGCAGCAAAAGCUUCUCAUUUAUCCUCUAAACCCUCUUCAUGUAAAUCUCCAUCCCGCCCUAGCACUCAGAAACCCAUUCACUCUCAUGCAAAUUUUUAAUUUUUCUUACUUUUCCUUGGCUUUGUACAAACAUUUUCCCCCAUCAAAAUGAUCAAGGACAUUUAAAAUGAGAAAAACAAAACCAAAGAAACCCCCACCAAUCUCCCAACUACACACUGCUUGGGUCUGAAUUUUUUUACUGAAAUUUUAAGGCAAUAAAACUCAGACCUCUGUUGGCCAGAAAACAAACAUCAUUCUCCCAUGCUGCACCUAAGGCCUUGUCUAGAGAGGUGUACACACUGCAAAGCCACUUUUGGCGAUGGAACUCCUCAGUUUUAGCGAUAUAAUAAAACCACUUCUAUGAGAGUUGUAAGGGUUUUUACGCAAAUGUUUUGUCACCAAAGUGCUAGUGUAGACACUGUGCUUGAUUUUAGUGUUGUGAUUGGGCUCUGGAAGGCAUCUCACAAUGCCUAUCCUGACCCCUCUAGUCAACAAGUUUCAACUUUGCUGCCCUGCAGCCAGGUAAAUACCUUCUGCCUCUCCCCCUUUAAAGGCCCAGGAAUUUUUAAAAUUCCCCUUCCUGUUUGCUCAGCAUGGAGCGCUCGCACCAUAUCCUCACAGCUGACUAUUGGGGCUCCACGCAGCAAACACUGUACUGCUUGGAGCACUGCAGAGCUGCUGGACCUGAUCAGCAUCCAGCAGUAUCAGUCUCUCGGACCCCGCUGCACCCAGCUGCCAGCCUGCAAAACCACUCCAAAUCCUCAAGUGGCCACUCAUGCGAGGCUUGGCUUAGCAGGCCAGGCAGUGGGUGUCCAACUCCUGCGAGCUUCCUCCAGUGGGUACCCAUAACCCUCAAAGUUGCAGGAGACACCCCCAGCCCUGGGGCAGACUUACCCAGAGUCGCUCAGACACACUGCACCUAGUUGCUGGCUCACAGAGCCACCCCAAAUCCUCCAGCAGCCACUCAGGUGAGGCCUGGCCUGGCCUGGCCGAUCUGGAUAGUGGAUGUGCAGCCUCCUCCAUGUGGGAUCCACAGCCCCAAAAAGUGCAGGAGGCACCCCCAGCCCUGGCAGGGGGACUCGUCCUGUGUCACUCCCCUCCCCCCCCCCACGCCUUGCCACUGGGAGCAGGCACCACCCCAGAAUCAGCUAUGGCCAUCCAGGCCAGGCCUGCCUGGGUUCUGCCCUCCUGUGGACAUCUGUGAUAGUACCACAGUACUACCGACCAUCAGGUCAACCUAUUUGCUAGACUUUGGUUGACCUGGUGGCCAAGUGGGGACUAAGAAAAAUUUUCCCCGGGGUCUCGACCCGAUGCCAGGCCUGACCUAGACCAACUGUCAGGGCCUGGCCCCUCACACCUAGCUAAGCCUGAUAGGUGCCUAGGACUGGGGAGUUGGGCUUUGACUCCCUACCCCUCCCUGGCUUUUUCUGCAGUGGGCCCAGACCAAGCCACCGGAAGGAGCCCUUCAACCCCACGAGAAUUGUGGGAUGGUUCUGCUGCUCCUCUGUACCUGGCCUGGGUGCUCCCUUCUCAGCUUGGGACACAAGCAUCUGACUGGUGGCAGGAUGUGGUCCAGGGACCCCUUUUCCCCCCGCCCCCAGCUGCUCCUCCUUUCUCCCCAGCCUCAGUGCUUUGUCCUCAGCCUUGGAGGCUGCCUCUCAGCAUUGGCAGCAUCAAUUUCAGGGACCCCCAGGUCCUGCUUCUCUUUCCUCGGCCUCAGUGCUUACUUCCCAGCCUUGGAGGCUGCCUCUCAGUGGUGAAAGCAUCCCUCCAAGGACCCUCCAGAGGCUGAUGAUAAAGCCUGCCCCCCGAGAAGCUGACUUUCCAGGGGACUACUAAGCCUCCCCCCUUGUAACCCGGGGGAUGACUAUUAAGCCUCCCCCUGCACUACCUGGAGGACUAUUAAGCCUCACCUGGACCUGCUCUGUCUUGACUAUUAAGCCCCCUCUGUGAUCCUCAUGAUCACUAAUGCACUGCCCUUGGAGUGGGGUGACACGUGGGCUAGAAACCAAACCGGCCACCACGUCGACCCAGUGUAUACUAUGGGUUGACCUGGUGGCAAGUUGGCAUGGCACACGAGCCACAGGUCAACCCAUAGGAUGCACAUGGGGGGGGGGCUUGACUUGGUGGCCCUUUGGCUAGUUGGCACACAGGCCACCAGGUCAACCUGGAGCCACGAGGAGGGGAGAGGAAAGGGGGUGGCAGGACCCUCCGCCGCCGAAGGCCACCCCGCCCUGCCCGCCACCCCUCGACCCCUCCGGGGUCUGGGCUUAAGUCCCUGCCAAUCACCAGGUCAACCAAAAGACCAGGGAAGAGUAUAAAAAAUAUUGCUCAGCCAUGCAGGAGUGAAAUCAGGAAGGCCAAAUCACACUUGGAGUUGCAGCUAUCCAGGGCCAACCAAUGCUCCAUGGCACUGCCAUAUUGUUAUGUUUAGGGGGGAUUUUAUUAAAUACAGAAAGUAGGAUUUAAGUGAUUCCAAGUAGUAACAGACAGAACAAAGUAAG